Molecule: messenger RNA, 6437 nt
Organism: Pararge aegeria (speckled wood butterfly)
Lineage: Eukaryota; Metazoa; Arthropoda; Insecta; Lepidoptera; Nymphalidae
Product: UHRF1-binding protein 1-like
Exons: 29
Coding region: 124-3897 (1257 amino acids)
Source: RefSeq, a predicted model, not a curated record
CAUAUGCUUAGAAGAAAGAAAAUUAUUCCUUGAAUGAGCCGUGGAAAUUUGUGGGUGAAAUAAUGAUUUUUCGUUAAAAUUUAUAGCCAAUAAUUCGUUUUAUAUACUGAAAUUAUCUUCAAGAUGGUGACUAUAAUUAAAAACCAGUUAUUAAAACAUCUCUCGAGAUACACCAAGAAUCUGUCACCAGAACAGAUCUCCCUCUCUGCUCUCAGAGGGUCUGGUGAGCUCCAAGACCUGACUCUGGAUGAGGAUUUGCUGACUGACCUGCUGGAAUUGCCUGGCUGGGUGCGGCUGACCUCUGCCAAGUGUAAUAGAGCUUCAUUCAGGAUACAAUGGACCAAACUGAAAACAGUUCCUAUUGUUUUGAAUCUGGACGAAGUGAGCAUAGCGUUGGAAGUAUGCGAGGAGCCGCGUACAAUGAACGCGAGCGCGGCGGCAGCCAUGCCCAUACCGGGCAAGUACAGCUACAUACAUAAGGUAAUUGACGGGAUUUCGGUAGCUGUGAACCAAGUGCAAAUAGACUUCAAAUGUGAUGCUUUCACCAGUAGCGUUCAGAUCUCAAGGGUGACCGUGGAGUCACGCACGCCGGAGGGUCGGAAGGGUGACUUAAGACUGACUAGAAUCAAAUCCCCCGACACUGGGCAGCUACUUAUAUUUAAGGAACUGGAAUGGCAAAGUGCUCGCAUAGAAGCAAAGGCGCUCGGUGCAGCAGCCGCGAACCUUCCACCGUUGAGGCUUCUACUAGGCAAUACGCACUGCCGGAUUGUUAUCAAGAAACGGCUUUCAGAUUGUGCAGUCCUCGGUUCGAGGUUAGUGCUCCGCCCGGAGCCGUUAGCUUGGGCUUUGACGGAUGGACAACUGCGGGCGGCUUUGGCGUGUGCGGCGGCUCUGGCCGGCCCCGUGCAAAAGGCCACACAAAUGGCUACCCGGACUAAGGCAGCGCACAAGAUUGAAGAACCGCGUGAACAAAUCCAAAGUAGGUCGAACUCGGGAGACAAAGAUAUCCUAGCACGGAUGUUCGCGAAACACGACGUCCGGGAAACUUCCUACCAUCUGCUCGCUCCAAGGAUAGAUUUGCACCUGUGUGACGAUCCGGGCCUGGGAAGGUCGGAAAUGCCGCAGCUAGCGAACGGUGGUGCUUUGCAAGUAACUCUAGUCAGUAUGCAAGCUGAUCUCUUUCCAUAUCACAAGGCUUCCAAUGAUCGACGACAUUGGAGGGGGUACAGGGAAGCUGCCACACCACAUAGUCAGUGGUUGUCGCAAGCUCUGUCUACCUUCUGUACUACUCUCCUGGAGACUUUGGAUCCCAGACCAUUGACGCCAAGUGCUAAGACUAGUCACAUCGAGAAGGUAGACGAGCCUGUAUCCAAUGGGGUGAAUCAUUGCGCCGCUGCGCAGGCGCAGGCAACUAACGAUCCGUCCAAUACUAAUACUACUACUCUUACAUCACAAGCAUCGCCAACUAGAACUAGAAUACUGCAACAAUUGGGUAAACUUAUGACAACCUGCCUUAUACUUAGGAUAGAUGACUUCACUGUAUAUAAGGUAUCAACGGGAUCGAAAUCCAGGGAGGCACCAAGGCCAUUAGUGAGUGCUGAAAAAGCCACGUUACCCGGAGAUGCUGGUCUUUUACAUGCGGAGCUAACUUUCUUUUACUAUCCUGGGGACGUUUGCUUUCCAGUGCCAUCGCCCAAAUUCUACGUGCAACUAAGUCCAGUGCGAGUAUCUGUGGACGUGCCCAGUAUUUUAUGGCUGGCCGCCUUCCUGCCACACGUUGGCGCUGCGGCCGUUGAUAAUGCGCCACAAGACAACACCUCCACAUAUAUGGACAUACGGGCUGAGGCUAUCAUGCCUAAGAUUGUUCUAGAAGCGGGCCCGGAACACGUAUCGCAGCAGCGGGACCGACCAAAGGAACUUCACGUAUGCACUGCGAGAGCCACGUUCACUAAUGUGCGGGAAUCGCCAAGGGCUAACACAGCCGGCAACAGAGCUGAUCUAGCGUCCAUAAUAGCUUCGAUCAGAAGGUCGGCUCCACCCAGAGGUCAGUUCCCGUGCUCCAGCGAAGAUAUGGACCCUAUUCACGAACAGUUCCUAUUGCAUGCUGAUAAUUUGGAUGACAUCGACCGUGGUACGGCAAUAACUCCCGAAAUGUUGUGGCGAGAGAGCAGAUCGGUUUGGUGUGCGAGAGUGGAGCCCUUGUGGGCUGACUUUUGUGGGGCGCGGGCUACUAACUAUAAACCAUCACCUUUAUUGGAUGCUACCCCAUUAACUGCUUGGUUAUGUUUCGAGGAAGGAUUCUCCCGCAUUUGGGUGAUAGGCCGCACUUGCGGCCUCAGUGGUAUACAGCUGAAUCAUUACCAACUGCUCUUCCUACUGCGUCAAAUGGAACGCAUCAGCGAAUUAACCGCAUGGCUUGCGCACCAGGCCAACAGACUACCUGAAGAUGACCAGGGAGCAAUAGUAGUCGGUCUAGUUGUUCCGGCGGUGGAAAUAACCCUGGUUUUACCUUCUAACUGUCCCGGCCAAGAGUCUUCCAGAGAUCUAGACAGCGUACCAUUAGAUUCGUCCAGCCUUAAUGAUUUCAGAUUAGGUUCAGAAGCCACAAUGGCACCGUCCAUGCUAGACAGAGAUAGCGGUGUUCUAGCAACUCAAGCAUCUAUAGAAGUGUGCACAGCUCAGCCUCUGGGUGCUGAGGAAAUACCUCCACCAAGCCCUGGCCUGAAUUUUGGAGGUUUUUCAACGAUGCGUCGCGGAUUCACAUCCCUAGUGACGUCGAUAGACAGUGCGUUGACUAGAGACGACGGUCGCAGUGACGCCGCAUCUACUGCCAGCUCUGACAGCGAUCGUUAUGUCGUGGUGGGACUUGCGGCCGAAUCGCCCGACGAUGCUGACUUUGCUUUUAGAGAAUUCGAGCACGGGCGUCUAUCGAGCGGUGUAGAAGUAGCAGCCGAAGUGGUGGAGCGAUCGUCAUCCCCCAGUGACCAUUCCAUCACCAGCUCUUGCAAGCGCCGGGAUGUGAUUUCAACUUGCACUUGGCGACUACAAAACAUCCACUUGCUGCAGCAAAGCGCGAACAAUAAAUCCUGCCUGAGGAUAGUAGCGGAUGACCUGAAGACUGACGAGUGCUCCUCCAUACCCUGGGAUGAGUUCCAGAUCCAACUCAAGAAUAAGUUCUCGAUGAGAGCACGUGCGUGGUCCGAGCCAAAGGAUGAGGAAGACGAUAUAUUGAAGCCGCGUGAGCCGCCGAGGGUCGCAGCUAGGCUUCUACGGACCGAGUUGCCAAGAUUAUUAAAUGAAAAGGGUGAACCUUUUGGCCUGGCGCCAUACGUAGAACUCCUCGAAGCUCGUAUCAGAGAAUUGAGCAUCGCUCUAAACAUGAGUACGACGCUGGCGCUAUCAGAGUUCAUCGAAGAUGAGGUGAUCUUCCCGCCGAUGCCGCUUGAGGUCCUAAUCGAAAAUGUCAAGCUGCACUUAGUUGAAGACCGUCCAACUAGAUCGAUAUCAUCACCACCUCCCCAACCAUUGGAUCUGGACCUCACAACACUUCGACUGACCAGGGACACAACCGGAGUUAUCCACUUAGGGCCACCUCCAGUCAGUUCCAGGACAGUUUCCCCGAGCAGUCCAGUCCCUCAGAUGCAGGAGGCGAUGGAGGAAAUACAGAGGCUUAAUGAGGAGAACGAGGAAUUGAAGAAGCGACUGGCAACUCUUAACCGAAUAGCCGAAGAUAAUCGGGAGUUGAGAGCGAAAGUGGAAGAGGCGGCAGUGCUAAGGCAGUGCGCCCACGCGGCGCAACAUGAAGCAGCUAAUCUGUUGGCGGACAAACACGACCUCAUAGAAACAGUGCGGCUACUGCAGGAACAAAUAUCGAACAAUUGCCGAAGCAAGAGAUAGCGUUCACGUGGCGGGGCACAGCGUUGCCUCGAUUGUACCGCGUGCUGCGGCGAACAGAAAUCCUAGUGGGCGUACAUCCUUUACGAGACGGCCAUUUUUGAUUGACCUCUAAUGACGUGCAAGACCUUUGAAUGCGAGAGGUCAACUUAUAUUGGAAAAGCUCAACUGCAUAGGUGUUGCGGAGACCAUAAUCCAUUGGAUUUGAGAACCUUAAGUUAUAUACAAAUGCUUCUGAAAGAGGUCUACGUAUAUUGAAGCUGACCACUUUUCAUUGACCUAAUGUUGCUUACAAAUAAUUCCGCGUGCAAGGUGUACUUAUAUUGGUGUUUUAGUGUUUAAUUCAUAUAUGACGACCAACGUUGAUUGACGUCUAGUUACCUAGAUAGGCUUCCAUUUUAGAGGUAAAUUUAUAUUGGUGUUUAAUAUCGGAUAAAAUAAUGUGGCAUGACCCCUAGUUACCUAAAAUAUCUUAUUACGGGUUUACUUAUAAUCGAUGUUGAAGUAACCACAGUGACCUCUGACUACGUACCAAUACUUCCGAAAGAGAGGUUCGCUUUUAUUGGACAUGCGUGUGGGUGUUAUAAUCUCACGGUUAUCAAUUAAACAUAAGAUCGAAAUGACUGCUGUGUAAAAGUACUUUGUGAUACAAGUAUACAGUCGAGGCGGUAUUAAGCGCGUGAGUUGCAAGCGAACGCGAUAAAGAAGCCGAGAGUGCAAGAAUCAAUUCGUACGCGGUCACAAGACGUUUUUCGUCACGCGAGAAAAAAACUGGCUAAUCUUUCAAAUACUCUCAGAAAAAAAAAACUGACGUUGUUUGUUGUUUCUUCACUACAUAAAAGUUUCGUAGGCAGCUUUCUAGAUUUUGGUGGAAACAGGUUAUCCACUCGCUAUUAGUGCCUUGAAUAUCAUUCCCGGCGGAGUGAAAUCUACUAUUUCUCUGCUUUUCAAGUUGAUUCAACCACAAAGUUAUUAAUAGUAACGAAAUAAUUACGGCAAACUGUUUUUUUUUAGCGCGCAAAGGUAAACUGACGUACAGCCAGCAUUUCGCUGCAUACAGCCUAUAUUAAAAACAUAAAAAGGGAAUAUCAUCGUAUUUAAAAAAAUUACUUACAACGAGUUGAGAAUUAUUUGAUCAAAUUAAACGCUAAUUUAUCCAAGAUGGUCCAGAAUACAUUUUCAUUUAAGAAAAUGCAUACUAUUUUUAGUGGCUUAAAAACUCUUUGCUCGUUAAAAAAAACCAGAUUACCCGCAUAAAUUUAAAAUGGUUCAUCAUCAUACAUAUAACUUGGAGUGAGGUAAGACUUAAUCGGAACAUCAUAAAUAAAGCCCAAGAUCGGUAAUUUUAAAUAAAACACGCUGUCUAAUAUCUUGGAUUAUGAGCCUUAAAUCGAUGUGAUAAAGUCCUGAUUACGAGCGAACGUGAUGAUAAUUUAUCUUUCGGCGACUUGGUUACAUAAUAUUGUUUUAUUUUCUGCAUAAAAAAAACUAAACGAUUGAAAUAAUCGCAUUUAAAUCCGUGGUUUAGGAGAUCGGUCAGACGGACUUUUUUAUAUGUAUACUAUGUAAAGAUAAAGAUUUCAGAAAAAUUAUUGAAUACCGCGUCUCAGUGCAAUACUGUAAAUGCACAUUUAGAUGGGUGACAUGAUUCGAGCCCACCCGUGGGCUUCGACAGAUAAGUGUGGCAAUUACAUGCGUUUGACCUCUUCUGAUAAUAACAAGCAAAGAGAGAACCACAACCUUUUAGUGUCCCUCGACUGGACAAAGACGUGCUCUCCCAAAUGAAUAAGAAGCAAGUUAAACAAGGCAGGAUAUGACAAUUUAAUGAAGUACCUUAUAUCAUUCAUAAAAAGCGAUAAUAUUUGUUCAGUUAGGGUAUAUUUUUGACCUCACUUUUUUGGGCAGACAGAUAAUAUAAAAUAGAAGAUCCUCCUAUACAGGUUAUAAAAAAUAUUUAGGGAAGGCAUUGUUAUCACACAUAAAAUUACAGUGAAUUUAACUGUACAUACCCAUCUAAAUGUGCGUGUGAGAGCUCUAUGUCAAAAACGGACAAAAAACCUGACAAUGCAUUUGCUAUUAUUUUUUAAUUAAUUAAUAUUUGGUAUGCAGUGGUUUUUUUGAUUGAAGUAUACACACAAAACAUCGUUUCAGCAGGAAUAUUAAAAAAAUAAGAUAUAUUUUUUUUUUAACAAACACAAGAGUGAAAACAUUCUAAGCGCGUGAUAUAAUAAUAAUAAAUCACACACACAAAAUAAUCUAAAUGCAAAUACUAAUUUAUAUAUCAAGUUAACUAAUAACAACUAAUAUACACAAAAAAAAUAAAAACUUAUCGUUUGAAGACGUUGCAACGAAAGUUUAUGCGCAAAAGCUUUAUGCUAUAUUGGGCUAAAAGUGUUUUGGUUAGUUACUGUCCUCGAGAAGUCCACAUGGCAAUCACGGAAAAGGGGGAAGUCCCACAACUGCUCAACGCCAGCGCCAUUUUUAAUUUUAGUGGUGCACGAAUUCACGAAGACAAGUCUUUUUUUUUUUUUUAUAUAUUUAUA